AUGUCUCACAAGGGCAAGAACAGCGCCAGCUCGGCAAAGGGCAAGAAGCCCUCCAAGGCCGGCGCCGAGAGCAAAGGCGAGGAUGUGCUGCAGGCUGUGUGUCUUCUGCCGCUGGCAAACACGCCUCUCAUCGAGUAUACGCUCGAGUUCCUAGCCAUGAACGGCGUCCAGGAAGUCUACAUCUACUGCGGCGCGCACACAGACCAGGUCGAGGACUACAUCGGGCGCUCUAGAUGGGCGCCGUCGUCAAAAUCGUGCCCGUUCUCGGUGCUGCAGUUUGUUCGGGUCGCCGACGCUCGGUCGGUUGGCGACGUCCUGCGCGACAUGGACAAGCGGUCAUUGGUGGACGGCGAUUUCCUGCUGGUGCACGGCGACAUGGUGUCGAACCUGAUCCUGGACGGCGCCCUGGCGGCGCACCGGAAACGAAGGGAGACGAGCGCCGCCAACAUCAUGACGAUGAUCCUGCACAGCGGAGGGACAGAGGAGCACAGGACCAAGACGAAGGGCAUCACGCCCGUGUUUGUCGUGGACACCAAGACGCAGCGCUGCCUCCACUACGACGAGAUGAACCCGCUGCAGAGCGACCACUACCUCUCCCUGGAUCCCGCCAUUGCCGACGAGCUGUCGACCGAGUUCGAGGUGCGCGCCGACCUGAUAGACGCGCAAAUCGACAUCUGCACCCCCGAGGUGCUUGCCCUGUGGUCAGAGAGCUUCGACUACGAACUGCCGAGGAGAAACUUCUUGCACGGCGUGCUCAAGGACUGGGAGCUCAACGGCAAGAUGAUCUACGCCGAGAUCUUCGAGGACGGCUAUGCUGCUCGAGCAAGCAACCUGCAGAUGUACGACGCCAUCAGCCGGGACAUCCUUGGCCGGUGGACGUUUCCCUUUAUUCCCGAAAACAACAUUGUUCCCAAGCAGGCCUACAAGAAACACAGCAACAACGUGAUGAUUGAAACCGGCGCCUCCCACGCGCACGACGCCACGCUGCGGAACUCCGUCAUUGGAACCGACACGAGCAUCGGGUCCGGAAGCAAAGUCAUCAACAGCAUCAUCGGCACCGGCUGCACGAUUGGCGCCAACGUGACGCUGGAGAACUCGUACGUCUGGAACGGCACGGCGAUUGGCGACGGGACCACCGUUUCGCAGUCCAUCCUGGCGGACAACGUCGUCGUCGGCAAGGGCUGCACAAUACCCGCGGGCUCGCUCAUCUCGUACGGCGUCCACAUCAGCGACGGCAUCGCCUUCUCGACCGCGGCGGUCCUGUCGACGGUGACGUCGACCGGCAAGCAGGUCGCCAACAAGGACACCAACCUCCUGGGCCCGGACAGCAACGCGGCGCCCUUUUACGACCCGGAGGACGACGAGCUCGACGACGAGGACCCGUCGCGGCUGCAAAAGUCGCUCAUCUACUCCCUCGCCAACUACAACCUCUCCAGCUCCUCCAUCUCGACGCUCGCCUCGGACGACGGCGCUGACUCGGACGACGACGACGCCGACAGCAACCUCCUCUCCGCCGCCGACGCCGCGCACUCGAGCCGGUCCCGCCUCUCGUCCUUUGCGUCCGACGACUCGGCCGGCAAGAUGUCGUUCCACGCCGACGCCGUCCACGGCCUGCUCGACGCCCUGCGCGCCGACUCGGGCGACUUCGACUCGGCCAAGCUCGAAUUCAUGGGCCUGCGCCUCGCCAACAACGCCUCCGACGCCAUGAUGCGCAAGGCCGUCGCCACCGCCUUUGCCCGCCGCGCCGUCGAGCUCGUCGCCCCCGAGCACGGCGGCCUCGACCCCAGCAAGGCCGCCGAGCGCGCCUUGACCGCCUGCAGGGGCGCCCCGAAAUUCGUCAACGAGGUCGGCGUCGGCGGCGGCCAGGCCGCCCAGGUCGACUUCAUCCUCGCCCUGCAGCGCGCCCUCUCGCAUUACUACGCAAAGGGCCAGGACCAGCAGAGCGGCGGUAAGACCGCCACCCUGCUGCCCGCCAUGCUGCAGCAGCUCUACGCGCUCGACAUCCUCGAGGAGGAGGGCAUUCUGGGAUGGUGGGCGGAUGCGCGGGCGGUGGAUGGCGAGGCCAUGGCUGGGCUCAAGGACAAGUGCAGGGUGCUUGUUGAGUGGUUGGAGAAUGCAGAGGAGGAGGACGAUGAAGAUGAUGACGACGAUGAUGAUAGUGACUAGAC
Trichoderma reesei QM6a is the source of this 2168-nucleotide messenger RNA. RefSeq lists its product as uncharacterized. The coding region runs from base 1 to 2166 and encodes 721 amino acids. Lineage: Eukaryota; Fungi; Ascomycota; Sordariomycetes; Hypocreales; Hypocreaceae. Gene Ontology annotation, cellular component: eukaryotic translation initiation factor 2B complex. The transcript is spliced from 2 exons. The record is from RefSeq and is a predicted model, not a curated record. Gene Ontology annotation, molecular function: guanyl-nucleotide exchange factor activity; translation initiation factor activity; translation initiation factor binding.